Molecule: messenger RNA, 1383 nt
Organism: Lachancea dasiensis
Lineage: Eukaryota; Fungi; Ascomycota; Saccharomycetes; Saccharomycetales; Saccharomycetaceae
Source: the annotation of a GenBank genome assembly
AUGGUUGACUCCGAGGUGUUAAAAUGCCAAAACUGUCACAUCCCAUUAGAAUUGGACUCCUCUUUGAUGAAUUUAACGCUUGCUCAGCGAAAUUUGUUACUUAGUUCAGCUACUGAGCCCACCUCAUCAGGGGUUCAAAUACCCCCAGAACGCUUGAAACGGCUAAAUGGUAUUAAGAAAGUUAACGAACUCAACUUUCAACCCUCCGUACUCAACAACCUUGACUCCUACGUUUUUUUGAAUGGCGAUUCGAGUACGUUGCAGACCACUCAACUGGACGUGGAGUCCGGAGACGAGGGGGACGAAGACUUGACCUCAAAGACGCUAAGCUCUCGCAUCAGCACACUGCGCAACAUCUUUAAUAUUCUAUCCGCGAAGAGUAACAUAGAAUACCCAGUUUGCCAAGAUUGCUGUGACCUACUUAUACAAAAGCUGAAGAGCGAUUACGAGGAUGGGUUGAAAGAACGCGACACAUAUUCCGACUUUUUAAAUAGGCUCAAUAAGCAGAGAGAUCUGGAAAAUGAUGGAAGUGAAGGGCAUGAAGAAUCCUUAGUGGAUGAGAGGGAGGAAGCAGAUAGGGAACAGGAAGAUUUGCUACGCGAAUUGGAAGCUUUGGAGGAAGAAGAGGGUACCUUAGACUCUACGAUAGAGGAACUGGAAAAGCAGCUGUUGCUAAAGAAGGAAAUGGAAAUGAAGGAGCUACAGCAACGAAACAUACAGGAUCUGGAAAAACUGGACUUUUCUAGGGAAUUGCAAUCUCUAAAAAACCAACACGAAUAUACACUAAACAGCCUCGAUAGACUAAGAAAACUCAAUGUUUUCAAUGAAGCAUUCCGAAUAUCGCAUGAUGGACCCUUUGGGACUAUUAAUGGCCUUCGGAUGGGUGGACUCGACGAAAUUCCCGUUCCAUGGCAGGAAGUUAAUGCAGCAUUAGGUCAGUUGGUUUUACUACUUGCCACAAUUUGCACUCGACUGCACUUUAAAUUAGCUGGCUUUAUCGUGCGCCCUAUGGGAUCUUUCUCCAAAAUUGAACAGCUUGAUCCGAAAACUCAAGAAUGGCAUAGUUACGACGCCUUUAACAGUGGCAGCUUCAAAUUAGGGCGCCUGUUUCACAAGGAAACCAGUUUUGACCGCGCUAUGGUCUCAAUAAUGGAUAUCAUUGGUCAAAUUACAUCACAUCUUUCGCGUGGAAGAAGUAUGGAGUCCGAUGAGAUAGAAUUACCCUACGCCAUGGUUGCUGAAAAAAUUAACGGAAUGCCGAUAAAACUGGGUGGGAACAAACCAAAUUCCGAGUGGACAACUGCCUGUAAGUUCUUAUUAACUAACGCUAAGUGGUUGUUAGCAUUUUCGUCAACAAUGAUCAGUAUACCCCAGGAGCAAUGA